This is a messenger RNA of Paramecium tetraurelia, 885 nucleotides long. RefSeq lists its product as uncharacterized. The transcript has a single exon. The record is from RefSeq and is a predicted model, not a curated record. Lineage: Eukaryota; Ciliophora; Oligohymenophorea; Peniculida; Parameciidae.
AUGGUUUGGUGCAGUAUAAAAGUGUUCAUCGAAGUAUACAGCAGGUAUAUGUAUAUCAAUUUGGAUGAAAUUCGUCAUCAUAAGUAAAGCAACCACGUUAAAGGAGGAUUUGAACAAAUGAUAAAAAAAAAAAAUAUUACCAUCUUAGAGACUUCAAGUAGCAUAAUCAUCUAGUAGUAUAUAACAAAAAAUAUACAAGUUUUUACUGAUCUUUCAAGGUGUACAAUCAAUUCAGACUUGAUUACAUCUAAAGCAUUUCAAACAAUAACCAUCAAAAAACCAAAGUAACUUGAAUCAGGAUACAUGAAUACGAUUCAAUAGUUUACCUUUGCUUUUAGGAAUUAGUUAACUCUACGGUAAAUAUCAGAUUAGAAAUGUUAGAGCUAUUAUUUUAGUCAGUUAAUACCAAGCAGUCUUCAAAACCCAAAAACAUAUUUAGUGCAGGUGAAAGCAUGCAGAAUUGUUUAGGAAGUAGGACAGUUAGAUCAACAAGGAUAAAUUAAAAAAAUUUCAAGCUUUAGUUUCUCAAAGCAAUCUGAAAAAAUAUUGACAACUGGAACGAUUUUGCUUCAAGUUUAUAGAACAGAUAAAGUUUAACAAAGUUCCAAAAGUGAACUUGAAAUAAAACUACCAGAAGCUUAAAAGAACUGUAUAGAGUAAAAGCAUUAGCCAAUAUAUCUGAUUAUAACAAAUAAAUAUCUUGAGGCUACAAGUGAAACUAUAUAUAGCAAGGAUAGAUGUUUAAGAUUGUUGGGAUGGCUAAAGAAUCAAUCGAAAAAAAUCUUUAAAUACAUCAGCAGCAUUGUUAAGGUUUUACAAAGUUUUUAAACAUUGCCAUAAUAUGAACAUUAUGAUUUGAGAUUAACAAUCUCGGCAUGUAUUUGA